GGGGCGCUGUUUGUUGGCGGCGGGCACCGAGCGGGGCCGGGGCCGCUCCCGCUGCCCCCGCCCGGGCCCGCCCCGCUCGCGUCGCUCCGCGCUGGAUUGCUCGCGCCUGGCCGGCGCCGUCUGGGGCCCGGCGGGCGGCGCGGCCAGGCCCGCUCAGCCGAGCGCAGAGGCGGCCGCAGGAACAAUACGGCGGCGGGCGCGGAGCCGCGCGGCCGCCCCGCACCAUGUACGCGUUCGUGCGGUUCCUGGAGGACAACGUGUGCUACGCGCUCCCCGUGUCCCGCGUGCGGGACUUCAGCCCCACCUCCCAGCAGGACUUCGACAACCAGAAGGUCUACACCGUGUACCGCAACCCCGAGGAGGCGGCGGACGAGGACGACGAGAGCCCCGGCGAGUGGGGCGACCGGCUGCUGCUGCACAAGGCCCAGAUCCUGGCGCUGGCAGAGGACAAAACUGACCUUGAGAACAGUGUGAUGCAGAAGAAAAUUAAAAUCCCCAAACUCUCUCUCAAUCACAUAGAAGAAGCUGGGGAAGUUGCAGAUUAUGGGGAAGAAGAUGUGGAACUUAGACACAGUAAGAGACAAGAUGGGAGGAAACAAAGUGAAGGUACACACAAAAGCAUUGAAGCAGUUGUUGCUCGCCUUGAAAAACAGAACGGGAUGAGUCUCAGUAAUACUUCCAGCCCUGAGGAGGCUUUUAUGGAGGCUACAGAAGGCAUGAACAAUAUGGACGAUGCUGUAGUUCCUCGGAUUCUCUAUGAGGAAUUGCUGAGGAGUUACCAGCAGCAACAGGAAGAGAUGAGACACAUUCAACAGGAGCUUGAGAGAACGCGGAGACAGCUUGUGCAACAGGCAAAGAAGCUAAAGGAGUAUGGGGCACUCGUGUCAGAAAUGAAAGAGCUCAGAGACUUGAACAGGAGGCUCCAGGAUGUACUGCUCCUAAGACUAGGUAGUGGACCUGCCAUUGAGGUUGAAAAAGUAAAACCUGAAUCAAUUGAGCCCGAACCUGAGGUACAGAAGACCUUCAGUGAGGAAGCAAAUACAUCAACGUACUACCCUGCCCCUGUUCCAGUAAUGGACAAGUAUAUUCUCGAGAAUGGAAAGGUCCAUCUUGGCAGUGGAAUUUGGGUAGAUGAGGAGAAAUGGCACCAGCUGCAAGUAACACAAGGAGAUUCAAAGUAUACAAAAAAUCUAGCGGUUAUGAUUUGGGGAACAGAUGUUCUCAAGAACAGAAGUGUCACAGGAGUUGCAACCAAAAAAAAGAAAGAUGCCGUUCCCAAGCCACCUCUCUCACCUCACAAAUUAAGCAUUGUCAGAGAAUGUUUGUAUGAUAGAAUAGCACAAGAAACUGUGGAUGAAACUGAAAUUGCACAGAGACUCUCCAAAGUCAACAAGUACAUCUGUGAAAAAAUCAUGGAUAUCAAUAAAUCAUGUAAAAAUGAAGAAAGGAGGGAAAUUGCAAAGUACAAUUUGCAAUAAAUUUUGGAUUUUUAAUAAAGUCUUAGUGUUUUA
Messenger RNA from Pyrgilauda ruficollis (rufous-necked snowfinch), 1511 nucleotides. RefSeq names its product BEN domain containing 5 (gene BEND5). The transcript is spliced from 6 exons. The record is from RefSeq and is a predicted model, not a curated record. Gene Ontology annotation, biological process: negative regulation of DNA-templated transcription. Gene Ontology annotation, molecular function: DNA binding. The coding region runs from base 225 to 1478 and encodes 417 amino acids. NCBI's taxonomy places the organism in Eukaryota, Metazoa, Chordata, Aves, Passeriformes, Passeridae.